This is a messenger RNA of Hemiscyllium ocellatum (epaulette shark), 5354 nucleotides long. Its product is annotated as zinc finger CCHC domain-containing protein 2-like. The record is from RefSeq and is a predicted model, not a curated record. Gene Ontology annotation, molecular function: phosphatidylinositol binding; zinc ion binding; nucleic acid binding. Bases 177 to 3275 code for a protein of 1032 amino acids. NCBI's taxonomy places the organism in Eukaryota, Metazoa, Chordata, Chondrichthyes, Orectolobiformes, Hemiscylliidae. The transcript is spliced from 14 exons.
GCUGCCAUUCUGAAGCUGAGAUAAACUGAGAGGAAAAAAAAACCCAACGGAACGAAAUCACCGGCGGGGUCUAAAAAUGUAUGAGGAGAUGUCGGCCCAUUUCCAACUGAUUAAUUAAUUAUUUUGUGUGUUUUUCAUCCUCCCCGCUGGGGUUGUGCGUUAUUCGCAUUAACUUGAUGACGAUGAAGAUGAAGGUGCUGAUGAAGCUGCCUGACCCCGAACCCGAGGAGGAGGAGGACGACGAAGAGGAGGAGGACCCGAGGAAAGCGGCUCCUGCCAUGCCGCCGCCGCUCUCCGAGCUCUGGAAGGAGGGGGUGUACGAGUGGUUCGGCUCGGUGCUGACCUCGGCCCAGCGCCUGGAGUUCUGCUGCGGCCUGCUCGACCUGUGCCACCCGCUGGAGCUGCGCUUCCUGGGCUCCUGCCUGGAGGACCUGGCCCGCAAGGACUACCACUCGCUGCGCGACUCGGAGAUCCGCGCCAACAGCGUCGCCGACCUGGCCGGCGUCGGCGACCCGCGCGACGAGGUGACCCGCAGCAAGCUGGUGGUCUCCCUGGCGCUGCUGGGCUCCGAGAACCGCGAGGCGGCCGCCGUGCUGGCCCGCGCCCUCACCCGCGGCCCGCUGCCCCUCUCCGAGCGCGGCGUCCAGGAGUUCCUGCUGCUGCUCACCAUGGCGUCCAACCACCCGGCCUUCUCCUUCCACCAGAAGGAGACGCUCCGAAGGCAGCUCGCCGAGCUGCAGCGCAGGCCCGGCAGCGGGGGCCGAACCUCCCAGAGCUCCGGCUGCAAGGAUCGACUAGCCAGGAAAAAUUAUUCCUUGGGGAUGGAGAGUAACUACUAUGAAAGAACUCCCCCAUCAUCUUGUGAAGAGGCUGCAGCAAUCGCUCAACGACCAGGUGCACAGAUUGAGAACAUUAUAUUCAAACCUCUAUCAAAAAAGAGAGCUGACAUCUACUGGGAGUUUGAUGUCACGUGGACUAAUCUCUCGAUGUGCACUGUGAGAAAGACUGAUCAAGAGAUUCAUGAGUUUUUAACUAAACUGCCUAAGGAGCUUUCUAUUGAUGCUUCUGGCAAGACUACAUUAUGGUCAUCAAAUCACAGCUCGCAGACAAGAGAAGACCGGCGUCAUUUCAAUUUGGAGUCCACCAUAAGGCAAAUGUUUUCAUCUCCAUCUCGAGCUUUCUUAAAAAGUGAAUAUGUUCGUGAAUUCUUCUUUGGGAAAUUAUCUGACUGCAGUCAACAUCACACAAAUUUACAGCCAGCGUUAAAGUUGUCUAAAUCUCUAGAACGCUUCAAAGAAGACAGUUCUGAGGCUUCCAGCCAGGAAGAAGAUGGACAACAGUUGAUUCAUCAGAAGAAAAAUAUGGGGAAAUCAAUAGGCUGCAGUGGCGCUGGUACAAAAUCUCAAGGGAUUGGUGUGAGCUUACAGCACUCUGAACAGAAUGGUAUACUGGACUGGAAGAAAAGGAACUAUAGUACAAAGCACAGUACCGACCACUGUACAGCUGUGAUGGCACAUUGUUUAUCAGAAGAUAAAAGAAGUACUUCAUCAUCUGGGAGUAAGAAGCUGAACUCUCAGUCAGACAUCAACAACAAAAACAAGGUUGAGCGAGGGAGUCACAGGGCUCCUGUCGGCAAUGGUAUCCUUAGAAUUCCACCUGUACAGCAUGUGUGGGCUGUGCCAGGGAAAGAAUUAAGGGAUGUUGGCUCUGGACUGGAGGCAUGUGGAGACAGCUCUUCAGAAAGCUACAGUUCUCCCUCCAGCCCAAGACAUGAUGGAAAAGAGAGUUGUGAAAGUGAAGAUGAAAAAGACAAAGAUUCUGAUAGCACUUCAGAGGAUUCUGGGAAAGAUAAGCACCAGGAGAGGCCCCCCUGUAAUCUGGCUCGUGGAAGUACUUCGCGGCCAACUGCUCAGGUUGCUCCAGUGCAGAGCGAGAAUUGUACUCCUCCAGGGAACCCGCCUAUCCCUUUUCUUCCUCGCAUUCCUUUAAUGCCUCCUAUGCCCUAUGUGAUGCAAAAUGGUGGAAAGAAGCCAGACUGUAUUGCUCCUGUAGACAAAACUGUUGGGAUGAUUGUGACUGUCCCUCCUGCUGCCACCUCUCUUCGGGAAUCUUCACAUGUAGCACCACUUGGUGCUGCUGAAGCUGGGAAGCGAGUGGACAUGAUCCCCUCCCACCUUUCAGUAGCGACACCUUUCCUUCUGCAGACUGCUAACCCUGCCCUGCAUCCCAUGACGCACAGACAUAAAAUGACAGCGUCACAAAUGAACUUUGAGAACUGCCAUGUUCCGGGACCCCAGACACCAGCAGGCACGGUGAAUAUUGGAUCAGCCAACACCGCUUUCAUCCCAGUUCACAGCCACUCUCCAUCUGGGAAACUAUCAACACCCUCUGUUUUGGAUCCCACGACUAAACCUUCACAGAACAUCGUAGGACUGAAUGCUUUGUUGCCUCAAGCUGAUGGAAAUCUAGGCACCGUACCAGAAUCUGCCAGUUUAAAGGUGAUGCUUCCUGCAGCUGGCCUGCUACCACCACCUGGCUCAUACAAUCUAAGUGGAACUCCAAACAGUGUUUUGCCUUUGCAGGGUUCAGCAACCCCUCCAUCUCCUGUCGGUCAAAUCCAGUCUACUGGAUCCUCUGUCCCCACCCACACCCCAGGCCCUGUGCCAAGCCUCAAUACAGCAUUAACUCACAGCACAGCUCAGAGUGACAGCACCUCUUAUAUCAACACAAUAGGAAAUACUAGUACUAAUGGGACCAUUCAACCAAACCAGCAGCUUGGCUGUGGAGCUUGUAGUUCCUGCGGAUGCCGAGGUAGCUGUGGGACCAAUAGUAACCCUCAUCUAAACUACUACUACCCUAGCACAAUACCUAGCCAUCUUAUCAGAGUUCCUUUUAUCCCUUUCAGUGGGGUAACCUCUCUUUGUAAUGGUAGCUACCUCAACCAAGCACAUCAAAACAAUGGAACCCAGAUGCCCUUUUAUCAGAACCCUUAUACUAGUGGAUUAAUGCAUGAUCCUAUGGCAAAUCAGACUAACUACGGGAUGCAACAAAUGCCUGGAUUUUUCAGAGGAUUUCCAUUGAUGUAUCAAGUGGCCAACAUGGUCACCAGUGUAAAUGGUAUGGGACCUAAAAAAAAUGGAAAUGCAUCCUGUUAUAAUUGUGGUGUAGGUGGACACUAUGCACAGGAUUGUAAACAGCCAUCUAUGGAGGCCAGUCAGCCAGGUGCCUUCAAAUUAAAGUUUGCGCCAUCUCAUGAUUUGGAUUCAGCUGACUAAGCUAGAAGGGUUAUAUCAACUUAGAAAUGAGCCUGAAUAUAUAGAUGUGACCCGAACAACACACUUGAUGCUCUGUUAGUCCAGCACAAAUGGUUUCUCCAUUAGAUUGGAAUUAGCACAUGGUCACUGAAGCCUGGGUUGUCUUGAACUUGUGGCAUUUUUUCAGUGUAUGGACAUAUCCUGACCUAUUUUGGCUGUGGUGUUCAUGAAGCAAACAGAGCAGUCGACCUAGAAAUAUAUAAUAUUGACCUCUCGAUUUGCACUGAUGAAUGUAUUAUACCAAGAGGCACGUGCAAUGUUCGCUGUUAUAUUUUAUGGCAGUGUUUGAGAACUGACUUGUCCGACAAAGACACUGGGCUGGAAUGAGCAGACUGCUGCCGGUUAAAAUGCCAGGUCACAUCUUGCAUCAUGGUACAUCUCCUGUCUGCGUCAAAUUGUCUUCAAAUUACAAAUCUCUCCCUUUUUCUGUUUUGUGUUUUUUAGUUUCAGUUGAUGUAGAGAUCACUCUGCUUUCAAAAGGUAGAUGCAUGAAUUUAGAUACUUCUGUUUUGGAAUAGUGAGUAAGAGUAAAAAUAGAUUGAUAUGGGUAACAUUUUUUAUUGUUUUUUGAAGAAAAGCUUUUGAGUGCCUGUAUUAAUCCAGAUAAAAAUAACAGGAGCACAAUUUUCAGAAUACUGCCUGUUUUGUUUUUUAGGCUUUAAAAAAAAAGCAUUUUUUGAAUAGCUGAUUAUCUUCAUUACUUUACUUUUUGAUAUUUAUGAUGACUCUUUAAAUUUGACAGAAGUGUGAAUGUGUUUUUAAAUUUCUUUAGAUCAAACCAUUGAAUAUCCACAACCAUUUUGUGAAUCCCAUCUUUAUACUGUACCAUAAAUGUGCAUCGGGUGUUACUUGAUUUUCUUUUUUUAAAAAAAGGCUCUAAGCUGAGAUUGUUAAUGGGGAGAUGGUGUUUACUUGGGUUUUAGAAUGUAAAACAAAUUUUAUUUUACUCCUAGCUCUACAUAAAGGUUACACUGCUCCAUGAUGAAAAACAAAAACCACUGUUAGAUAUUUAUUAUAGAGUGGUGUGAUCUCUGCAGAUUUGACGUGGUAGUGAUUUCACCAUUUCACUUGCAUUUACCACUACUAUAAUGUGAAGAUGGAUGCUUGAUAUUUGUAAAUGGUAUUAAUCAUGUCAGCUUGUCAGUAAUUAUUGCUGCUUUUUUAGGAAGAGAGGUAAAAGCCAGUAUGCACUAUUCUGCUUCCAGGUUUAUUUAAGUGCACUGAGGUGAUUUGCAAGAUGAUGGCAGUUUUGAGGGUUGCUGCAUCUUCCAGCAACAGGUUGAAUUAGUGCUGUCCAAGCUUGACAGUUGACAUUCCUUAACAUUAAUGGGAAUAUAUGGAGUUGUGAUAUUGGCAUGCAGCAGUCUGCUUUUUGUAAAUGUAUAGAGUCUUAUCUUUUUUUUGAGUGGAUUGAUGUAUGUUGACUUGAAAAAUGAGUGAGUGUCAUAGGAGUUGAAUGUGCUUUUUCUCUGUAGGCUCUUAAGGAGCCUUUGUCUCGUCUUUAAGGCCCAUGUCAAUGAAAAGCUGUCAGAGUAUUUUUUUAAGGGAAAGAAACAUUGCAGUUGACUUAAUCUGUCCAUACGUUAGUCAAGCUGCUUUGACCCAAACUACUUGCAUGUAAGAAAUAACCAGUUGACAUUUGAGCCUUUAAUGCCACUUAUGUGAAUCAGUUAAUAAUUGUUUCUAGAUCUCUAGAGGAUGACGUGUGGCAUUUAUUUUCCUUAAAUGUAUUUUACUAACUUUGGAUGACCAAUUGAAAACAAAACCAUUAUCUUGCUGCAACUGUGCUGUUGAAUUCGAUAAUAGAUUUAAAAAAAAGGUAAGCCACGUGAACUUGUAAGACGAUAUGUUGUAAAUAACUUGGCUAUAUUGAAACUAAUUUUAUGGUUUAAAAACUGUACUGUAUAUAGGAGGUAUGCUGCUACCUUCAGUUCAUUCAUAUGUUUACUGUAUUCUUUGAUAUUCAAAAUGUUAUGUACUGGAAAGGUCACUUAUAUUUCUAGAACAAAUUUUUGGAUUUUAUGCAACUUUUUUCCCUGA